AUGUGUAAACUGGAUCAGAAUGAACUAGGUAUGGUUGAGGAGCUUCAUAAUAAUGGGCUUCGAACAAAAGACAUUUAUAAUGUUUUAGCAUCUGUGAGCUCAAAGUAUGUACAUAAAUAUGAUAUUUAUAAUGCUGUUAGUCAUCAAUAUCAGCAAAAAUUACAAGAGUUAAAUGAAAUUGAGAUGCUGCUCAAAACUUUACAAAAUAAUAAAAAUAUUAUGACAAGUAUGGCAACUAAACCUGCAUAUAAUGAUGAACAUGAUCAAGAUGGAUCAUUUAUCCAAGCAAUUUUCUGGGCACAUCAAAAUGCAUUUUCUGAAUUUGCAAUAGCAAAGAAUAUAUUGAUUAUUGACAUGAUAUAUAAAACUAACAGGUUACUUGCGACAAUUCAGCAAAAACAUCAAGAACACAUUUAUAAGAUUGAAUAUGAAACAUUUUUAUAUCAGAAUAGGCAUAUACAAGAUGAUAAAGAUAUAGGUCUGGAAAAGUUACAUUCAGUAUGUUCACAAUUUGCAUUUGAAACUUAUAUAAAAAAACAAAGAGAUCUUGUAAUAUCUGGAGAGUAUGGUGUUCUUAAACAUGAUGAUAAUUUAUAUGAUAUAGUACAAAUUGGUGAUCAGGUGUACAAUCCACUUAGUGAUGGUCAUUGUGGCUUUCGAUCAUUAGCCAUAGCUAUAUUUCAAGAAGAGAAAAAAUGA
Cetraspora pellucida is the source of this 699-nucleotide messenger RNA. Lineage: Eukaryota; Fungi; Glomeromycota; Glomeromycetes; Diversisporales; Gigasporaceae. The record is from the annotation of a GenBank genome assembly.